UGUUCCUGCUACGCUUCGUGUCUGGUAUCUUCGGCAUACCGUGUCCAAACCCCUUCAAUUCGCCUUUAACGGCUACUUUUCGACCCUGCUUGCUCGCCUCGCAGGGCGACUGACUGCUCUCUUCCGCCCUCUCCGCAUCCUCCCCCUCGUCUCAACGCUCGAUACCCCACCAUUGGCUGAUUCUCGAACCUUUUCCCUCAUACAGGACCGUCGCAGACCGGAAGAUUGGCAGCAGCAGCAGGAUGACUUCAUACUUCUCGUCACUGACGUCCUCGUCGGCCAUCUCGAAUUUGGGCACCAGGCUCAAUUCCUUGAAACGGGCCAUCACGUCCGGCGACGAGCGCGACGACCCGGACAACGAGGACUGCUCGCACAUCUCCAAUGUGCUGCGCGCCUACUACACCGAAAAGGGGCGACCGUAUCCUUCUUGGCUGCCCACCGACCCGAAAGCCCCCGCGCCGGCGCCGGCGCGGGUCAUCGCGACCUCUCAGAUCCAACCCGGAGCACCUGGUAGCGCCCCAGCGUCAUCAGCAUACGGACGCGGCGGCAGCGGCGGUGGCGGCCUGGGCGACCUGUGGGGAGAUGCGGGCUCGGCCACCACGCCUCCGUCAUCCCAAACAUCUAGUCUGCGACGGGGUCGCAUGACUGCCGGAAACAACAGCAACAACAUGGGUGCCCCCCUGUCAGCCACGGCCAGUGCCCCGGGAGGAUCGGUCGCCCACCACCACAACAGUCUGUCCCCGACACCGUCGGCGAUGCAGCAGCAGCACCACCCGGCCGGGGGCCGUCCCCUGCCCAGCCAGCGAGCCGGGUCCUACCAGACGAUCUCGGGCCCCGUCACAGGUGGUUCGACGCAACCGCUGGAGCGAGCAGCGUCGGCCCAGGAACGACUCCGGGCACGCUUGCAUGGGGGCCGGUCGCCCAGCCCCGGCCAGAAUCCGAGUAGUCGGCCGGGAUCACCCUACGUUGGAGGGGGAGCGGAUCCUAGCGCACGAAAACCGGUAGGGAUGCCGGGUCGACGGUAAUGGGAAUGACCAAUGAUUACGUCGGGGAGUGUCCUGACGAGAAAAGGGAAUCGUCCGGAAUAAGAAGACUAGAAGGGAGUAGAGACAGGCUCUACUAGUCUAGUGGGCACCCAGCCUGCAGGGAAAGAUGGAGACUUGCUGGUUUUAGUCUGUCUUUCACAUCGGGUGGUGCUGAUGGAGACGGUGAGUUGGAGUUGAAGAGAAGUGAGAAAUUAGUGAGUGAUCAGGGCCACGGGCAGGUUGGAUGGCUUUUCCGUUUACAUAAUUGAUCCCUCCCCACCCGAUGGCUUAAAUUAUUCUCCUCUUGUCGUGUUGUGUACUCUAUUAGCGAUGCGAUUUGAUCUGUUGCUGCUUCUG
Molecule: messenger RNA, 1382 nt
Organism: Aspergillus homomorphus CBS 101889
Lineage: Eukaryota; Fungi; Ascomycota; Eurotiomycetes; Eurotiales; Aspergillaceae
Exons: 1
Coding region: 243-1025 (260 amino acids)
Source: RefSeq, a predicted model, not a curated record